Daldinia decipiens is the source of this 1481-nucleotide messenger RNA. RefSeq lists its product as uncharacterized. The transcript has 2 exons. The coding region runs from base 459 to 911 and encodes 150 amino acids. The record is from RefSeq and is a predicted model, not a curated record. Lineage: Eukaryota; Fungi; Ascomycota; Sordariomycetes; Xylariales; Hypoxylaceae.
ACAAAAAUUCGGUAUUGAAAACACUAAUGUAGGGGCUGAGGGAACACCCGUGGUAGCGUGAGGCUUUGCUAGCUACCUAGGAACAGUUGCACGCACGCAAGGCUUAUGAAUCCUUGGUGGCUUUGCUUUUAGUGUAUGAAGUUAGUGGUUGUGCUGACGCAAACCGGAGCGGCGCGGGUCCCAAGGGAGAAGGGACCAUCAGUUGAGACAUCAAAUUAGAACCUUCCAACAUUAACAAGUCACGUCACACUCGUCACACUCAUAUCCAAUGGAAAUCCACAUAGAUAUUCCCGUAAUUCCUACCCACGCACUUGAAGAUCUCGAUGAUAAGUAUGAUUAAACUGCUUGUUCCCCCAAAUUUAACUCAACACCUAUUUAAAUACAUAAUCUUAUCGGGUUGUGUCAAUUCCGAACGUCGUGUACAUUUCUAUUAUUUUGGGGUUACUGCAUGAGCGAGCAUGGAACCCAAGGCAAGGUCUCAUACUGAAGCUGGCGGUGCUAAACAGUCGAGCCUUUAUCAGACCAUCAUGACCCCCGUCCACUUCAUCUCGUUCCUCCUAUCGCUGUACCUCGUCGACUGCCACUACCACGACAAGCGCAUCCAAGAGCAUUCCGAACGAUACAGUCGACUGCCGGCUUGGCUGCUGCCCUCGUGGCUGGACCGGCUGCUGUUCAGCCCGGACCCGUACGGAUGGGUCGACCGCAAGAAACAGAAUGCGGCACCGGAUAGCGCCAGGAAUGAGGAGCGAUGGUAUUAUCACACGAAGCAGAAAAAGCUCAUGAAGAUGGAGACCGCGGAUGCUUUUGAGAUGCAGCGCACCGUCCUGCUCGGACUGGGUGUCGUGGGGAUUUUUGCGGUUUGGGUGCUUUGGCGACUAAGCGCGGGAGUCCUGGCUUGCUUUGCUGGUUGAUUUGAUGUGACUAUGGUUUUUACGAGUAUAUGACGAGUAUAUGAGGAGAGGGGGGUUCGGCUUGGGGGUUUUGGAUGGCGAAGUUAUUAAACAGAGCUACGAGCAUUGAGAGCAUUGAGAGCAUUGAGAGCGAUGGUUACGGCGUAAUACGGAUCUAUCUACGAUUUAUGAACAUUUCCAUAUAUUGAUUAGUAGGAUACAGACUGUGGUUAGGUAUAUCUAAUAUCCGGACGGAUUUCAUGCAAUUAGAUGAUAUUUCAAGAGAAUGUGUCAAUAUUAGCGAAUACAACUUUCGUCUACUAUAAUGCAGUUUAAGAUAGCCCCUCACGUUUGACAUGUGAAAUCCCGCCGAAUCGAGCUCCAGCGUUGCAUGCGUCGGUUCGUCUCGCAGGGGUAGCCUACAUCUAAACAUGGAUUCACAGAUGCACGUCGUAGGUAUCUUGCAGCGAUCAGGAACGGGAAGAUGAUGUGCUGGAAGGAUAUUUCGGAAACUACCUACCUAAGCGUACAUAGGUACCUAGGUUAGGUUAAUAGCGUACCUAUAUACCUAGGUACCUACCUAGGUAUCCC